AACAAUUGUAAAGAAUAAAAUCAAGGAGGCCAAGUGGCUCCUCUAUACCAUUAAUAGGGCAGUUCUUGUUAACGAAAUAAUCAUGUUACCUCAAGUAAUUACCAGCUCGAAUUGUUCAAAUGCUAGAGAAAGUCCAGACUGCUAUGCUAACACC
Molecule: messenger RNA, 154 nt
Organism: Acaulospora morrowiae
Lineage: Eukaryota; Fungi; Glomeromycota; Glomeromycetes; Diversisporales; Acaulosporaceae
Source: the annotation of a GenBank genome assembly